Molecule: messenger RNA, 1930 nt
Organism: Lindgomyces ingoldianus
Lineage: Eukaryota; Fungi; Ascomycota; Dothideomycetes; Pleosporales; Lindgomycetaceae
Product: aldehyde dehydrogenase-like protein
Exons: 4
Coding region: 212-1717 (501 amino acids)
Molecular function (GO): oxidoreductase activity, acting on the aldehyde or oxo group of donors, NAD or NADP as acceptor
Source: RefSeq, a predicted model, not a curated record
UUAAGCUGCAGGAUCGACGGCUGCUGAACUACUGACUGGGGCAUCUACCCACUGAUAACUACACCUUCUCCCAUGCGUGCCGAGUAACAUGUCCUAUCUUUACCUUCACCUCUCUCGAGCUGCAAUCCAUUCCCUGCGCCAGCCUUCGUUCCUUAGACCGCGCCACUACAACCCUUUGUCCUUUGCAAGGCGCAUAAGUAGUCAAGGAAGCAUGUCUGACCUUUUCGUCGAAUUAACGGCUCCAAAUGGCCGCAAGUAUACGCAGCCGCGGGGCUUGUUCAUCAAUAACGAGUUUAUCCAGUCAAAAUCUGGGGAGACGAUUACUUCUAUCAACCCGAGCGAUGAAAGUGAGAUAACCUCAGUCUAUGCUGCUGGGCCAGAAGACGUCGACAUCGCCGUUGCGGCUGCCCGAAAAGCUUUCAAGGACCCUUCAUGGCGUGACAUGGAUACGACUGCUCGCGGGGACGUCAUGUAUAAAUUUGCUGAACUUAUCGAGCAGCACAAAGAGACUCUAGCAACGAUUGAGACAUGGGAUAAUGGGAAACCCUACUCUGUCGCCUUGAAUGAAGAUCUUCCGGAAGUUACAGGAACUAUCAAAUAUUAUGCUGGGUAUGCGAACAAGAUUCACGGCCAAGUCAUUGACACGUCUCCGGCCAAACUUGCAUACACAAUCCGCGAGCCGUUGGGUGUUUGCGCACAGAUCAUUCCAUGGAAUUACCCACUGGCUAUGGCGGCAUGGAAGCUAGGCCCGGCACUCUGCACAGGUAACACCGUUGUCCUAAAGGCUGCCGAACAGACUCCGCUAUCAAUCCUCUAUCUGGCAACCUUAGUUAAAGAGGCAGGGUUCCCACCUGGCGUGAUCAAUAUCCUCAAUGGGGAGGGUCGCAAAGCUGGUGCUGCAAUGGCUAUGCAUCUUGAUAUUGACAAGAUUGCCUUCACUGGAUCGACCGCCACUGGAAAGGAAAUUAUGAAAAUGGCAGCAGUGAACAUGAAGAAUAUUACACUAGAAACUGGCGGCAAAUCGCCGCUGCUGGUCUUCGAUGACGCUGAUCUCGACCAAGCCGUGAAAUGGUCGCACAUUGGCAUCAUGCAUAACCAAGGUCAGGUGUGCACGGCUACGUCGAGGAUUCUUGUUCAGGAAGGCGUAUAUGAGCAGUUCGUCAAAGGGUUCAAAGAGUACGUAGCUCAGGCUAGCAUUGUCGGGGAUCCAUUCAAAGACGAUACCUUCCAAGGCCCGCAAGUUACGAAGACACAGUUUGAGAGAGUGCUUUCCUAUAUCGAAUCUGCGAAGUCGGAGGGUGCUACAUUAGAAGCGGGUGGGGAGGUGUUCAAAGAUGUUGGUGGAAAGGGUUUUUUCAUCUCGCCCACCAUCUUUACCAACGUCAAAGACACAAUGAAGGUCUACCGUGAGGAGGUAUUUGGGCCCUUCGUUGUGAUCAGCUCUUUCAAAACUGAAGAGGAGGCCAUCGAACGUGCCAAUGACACUACAUAUGGUUUGGGGGCCGCGGUGUUCACCCAGAAUAUUGCCAAGGCUCACCGCGUAGCAAGGCUCAUCGAGGCUGGCAUGGUCUGGAUAAACUCAAGCAAUGAUUCAGACCUGCGGAUUCCGUUCGGAGGUGUGAAGCAAAGUGGCAUUGGAAGGGAACUUGGUGAGGCAGGACUGGAGGGAUAUACAAACAAGAAGGCCGUUCAUGUCAAUCUUGGCACGAAGUUGUAGGACAGAGGUUAGGGAGUAGACUCGAAAAGGUUCGGACAGAGCUUAGAGGGGCAAUAUCGCAAGGAGCCCUCACCAAUAGCAGUCGGAGGACAGAUGUAUAUCCCCGGAAUAGAUGCAUUUCCAAGCCCUUGUUCUCGGAAUUCGCGCUUGGCGCCAUGGCUUGGAACAUGUUAGGUUUUCGUGGCCGGUAGUGGACGUGUAGUGCACAAUUGA